ACCGGCUUAGCUCUGCCUCUGUCGGUGCUCUGUCUGCGGCACUGUGCAGCCUCCUGACCGCUGUGGAGCUGCCUCUCCCCGGCUUCUGUCAUCCGCUCUCCUCUCAUCACUGAUCAUGUGCUUCUCUCCACGGCGAACAGGGGCUGCGCUGCGCCAGGAAGUUAGCUUUGAGCGACCAGCUUUCAAGGCUCCCAUCUCCUCCUGACAGCUUCCCUCAUCUUGACAGCCAUUUUCUGGUUCUUUUUUUGCACCUCUACCUCCUCCCAGACGUCGGUGGAGAAUUGUCACACACCACAGCGGCACAGGCCUGGCUCUGUCCGCGCGUCACCUAAUCAUGGAGGAGUCGGUAGGCUCGGUUCUGGAGCAGGAGUCGUCGGUGAUGGAUGAACCGCUGCCUCUGCCCACCCUGAGCCCCGCAGUACACCCUUACGUUACUCUAGGCCUCACCGUGGUCUAUACCGUAUUCUACUCACUCUUAUUCGUCUUCAUCUACGUGCAAUUAUGGUUGGUGCUCAAAUAUAGACAUAAACGACUGAGUUACCAAACGGUGUUCCUGUUCCUAUGCCUGCUGUGGUCGGCCUUACGCACGGUCCUCUUCUCGUUUUACUUCAAAAACUUUGUAACUGCGAACACUCUGGGGCCCUUUCCCUUCUGGUUGCUCUAUUGCUUUCCAGUGUGCUUGCAGUUCUUCACACUUAGCCUCAUGAACCUAUAUUUUGCAAAGGUUGUUUUCAAGGCAAAGUCAAAGUAUUCACCAGAGCUUUUGAGAUACAGGUUGCCUCUGUACCUGGUGUUCCUGUUGAUCAGCCUGGUGUUUUUAGUGGUGAAUCUGGUGUGUGCACUGCUCGUGAGGAUGUCCUCCGCUGACACACACACCGUGGUCCUGGUCCGAGUCGCCAUCAACGACUCGCUGUUUGUGCUCUGUGCGAUCUCGCUCGCCGUGUGUCUCUACAAGAUCGCCAAAAUGUCACUGGCCAAUAUCUACUUGGAAUCCAAGGGAACCUCAGUGUGCCAGGUGACGGCAAUAGGAGCGAUUGUCAUCCUCUUGUACGCGUCCAGAGCCUGCUAUAAUCUGGUUGUUUUAGGACUUUCGAACAAGAAAAUCAACUCCUUUGACUAUGACUGGUACAACGUAUCAGAUCAGGCAGAUUUACAGUCCACACUGGGAGACACUGGCUACAUCGUCUUUGGGGUGAUCCUGUUCGUUUGGGAGCUGCUGCCCACUUCUCUCGUAGUGUUCUUCUUCAGAGUUCGAAAACCCACUCUAGACCGGAGUGGCACUGGGCUCCCGAGUCAUGUAUUUUCCACUCGCUCUUACUUCUUUGACAACCCUCGACGUUACGACAGCGAUGACGACUUGGCCUGGAGUGUCAUGCCUCAGAAUAUACAGGCCAGCCUGGUGUCUGACAAUUAUGAGUGGGGGAGCCAGAGCAGUGGAAUCGCAGCAUACAUCGGAGGAGAGGACUCGUAUCACCUCCCUCCUUCACUGGAGGAGCUCAGCCAUUACUGAUAAAACCACUGAAUACGGUUUUAUUAAGUGAAUUUGCACAAUUCUCUUCCUGAUUCGUUCAGACUGAGGCACAUGGGCACAGCUUGCCCCAAACCUGUUACAUUCAGAACAUUGUUCGGUACCACUUUAACUACACUUUAAUUAGUCUCAAAAAGCAUAAACAAAGAUUUAAGCGAUAAUGAAUUAAAUAAUGUAUUAAGAAUAGAGUUGUCACAAUACUAAAAGUCUUGAUACUUAAUACCAUUUUCAAUGCUAUAAUGAUAAAAACAAAACAAAAAAAAAAAAACUUAGACAACAGAAUGUACUUUUCAGCACAAACUCAUAGUGCUUUUGUGAAGUUACCAUGUUUUUCAAUACUAGAGAAGAUCAAAUUUACUGUAAAACUGCUCUAGAAUCGUCAAAUACUUCAGCACUUCAGUCUCUCAGUAUUGAUACUUGUUAAAUUGAGUAUCAGUUUUCGUUACUGAUUUUAGUAUCGAUUAGGUUUUCGAUAUUUUUGACAACCCUAAUUAAGAAAGAUUCAUGAUAGUAGUUACUAAGCCUGAAUCAUUCUUAAUAAACAAUUUGUUAUAUGUCUUUGCUUGUACUUUAUUAGGGCUAUUAAAAGUGUAGUUAUUUUUAAGUGUUACCCUUGUUUAUAUAGGACUUUCUUUGCCAGUAUAAAAGGUCCAUUAAUAGGACGUUAAUUUGCACACUCCUUAUUGACUAUAUAAUGUAAUUUUGCUCUUAAACUUGUCAUUGUAUAGUUCAUAUUGAAUAUCUACUGUAUUUGACCUAUGAAAUAUGUACUGUAUCAUUACUAUUUUAUGUAUUGUUAAUGUACAUGUGUCUUUCAUACAAUGUGUUUAUAUUAUAUAGAGAGCUAGGCACAUUACAAUAAGAAAUUUUACAAUCAGCACCACCGUUGUCGCUAAUACACUGAUUUUAGACAAAUAACGUCUAAUUUUUAAGAUUUUGAACUUUGAAUUUAUUUCAUUUCACUCUUGUCAUUAUAAACUUCUGUAUUGUAUGGAUAGCUGUGUAGCGAUAGGUGCAAUAGUUAAUAGAACUGAUCAACUGAACUGACAUUGUGCACUGCUAAAAUAUUGUUAAAAUAUUUUUCUUACAUUGAAUAAAUAAAUAUAUAUUUGGUUGAAACU
Molecule: messenger RNA, 2649 nt
Organism: Boleophthalmus pectinirostris (great blue-spotted mudskipper)
Lineage: Eukaryota; Metazoa; Chordata; Actinopteri; Gobiiformes; Gobiidae
Gene: gpr137ba
Product: G protein-coupled receptor 137Ba
Exons: 7
Coding region: 335-1510 (391 amino acids)
Biological process (GO): negative regulation of bone resorption; positive regulation of TORC1 signaling; negative regulation of osteoclast differentiation
Cellular component (GO): lysosomal membrane
Source: RefSeq, a predicted model, not a curated record